GUUUGUUCUGGGGUGAUCCACAUUUUAGGACACUAGAUGGUGGGAAUUAUACGUUCAACGGCCUUGGUGAAUAUGUAAUGAUCGACGCACAAGAUGGGGUAUUCCAACUACAAGCCAGGACAAGCCUUGCCCUACAAAAUUCAACUACUGCCACAAUUUUCUCAGCCGGAGCUGCUAAAGAAGAAAACACAAGUGUCGUUGAAGUAAAAGUGAAGAAAGGAGGUGUGACAUACUCGGAUACAUAGUAGCAAUCAGAUUGUCUAAAUGACCUGAUUAUUCUUUUCUGAUCGGUCACACUGAGGCCACAAAAUUCACACUUUGCUCACUGUGUGCUCAACGAUUCAGCUUUUUUUCAAUGCAGUAGAAACCUACGUAUAAGACCCUAAAAUUUAGGAACCUGUUAGGCUGAAAUUUUCAUUUUAAACCCCUUUUCAUAAGAACCUGUUAAGCCUAAAAUUUUCAUUAGAUUUUUAUUUUACAAAAAUGAAGGCACCCUGAAAAUACAGAAAAAAAAUUUAGUCUAGGUUUCAGUCAUCAAGAUUUAAAGAAUAAACUAAAAUGAAAACCAUAUCAUGUCUUUGCCAAUACUGGAUCACACAGUGCAAUUAUUAAGAAUACAGAUCUAUGUGUCACUGCAUGCAGCAUGAAGGACAUGCAUGCUAGUACUUUGGAAAGAUAAAUUUACUGUAUGGUAAUCAUCUAAACUGUAUUCUAGAUAAUUAUUUAAUACAGCAAUAUAUUCCAUACCACAUAUACCCUGUAGUAGUUUUCUGUGCUGAUCGCUAAUGUCCCUAACAAAUUAAGAACCUGUUUAAGAAUUAACCUAAGUAGUCUAAAAUCGCACUAAAUACCAUUUCUAUAAGAACCUAUUUAGGCUAAGUUGGAAAAAUCUAGGUUCUUAUACGCGGGUUUUUACUGUAUCCAAAAACUUAAAGACAUGUAAACGUUUUAUUUUUUUUUAGGUGGAAUCGACAUUUUGAUUGAAGAAACAAUUUACCCUAACUACGCCAAUCUGACGAAUCAAACCAUAGAUGUCGGCGGAAACCUUUCGUUCUCGAAACCAGAAGCAAACUGUGUAGAGGUUUAUUUUCCCUCAACAACGUCCGUGCAGUUCUGCGAGAAAAGAGAAAUGCUCUCCUUUGUGGUUACUCUUAGCGAAGAUUACAGAAACAGCACCAGAGGAUUACUGGGUACUUGGAAUGAUGAUCCUAAUGACGACUUCACAUUGCCUGAUGGGACGGUAUUGCCUCCAUCUUUAACAUCAAGGAAAAUUCACUUCGAUUUUGGCGUUAAGUGUGAGUUUUUUUAUUACAUAUAUGAAAACCGUUUUCGCUUGAAAAGUAUGAACACUGCCCAGUGGGACGUAAUGGAUUUAUGGGUAGACUUUUUUUUUACCAUUGCACAUUUAAAGUUCUUUCCGGAAAAGUUUACAUUAUCUAAGCUUUCCGCGACGAUGUAUUCCAAAAGCGUCAACUGACGACUUCCAGCUUUCUUGGCGAUAAGCUGACAGUUUCACCUGUGCAAGGCACAUCAGAGAUCUCUAUAGUUAAAGAGCGUAACCAUAUCGCUAACGCACACUUAAAAAUCAACGUAAGAUAGGAUCGACGUAAGCGCUUUCUUGAAAGACAUAUAAAAGACAACGGCAACGUUGAUUCGUCUGACAACUUUCUUUCUUGCAUCGUGUAGUUAAGAAAAAAAAACAUCUUUCUUGUUUAACGCUUUUAUUUUUUCAGGGCAAAUCAAUCAGUCUCAGUCAUUGUUUACGUAUGCUCAAAAUGAAAGCGUAGAUACCUUUGCGAAACCGGACUUUUUGCCUAUGUUCAUUGAAAACAUAACGUGGUUUAACGCAUCUGUGGAGAGAGGCCAGGACUCGAUGUGGAGAUGACAUCGAGUGCUUAUUCGACGCUGCAGCCACCAACGACGUGUCUAUUGGACUGGUAACAAAAGAUAUAAAUACUCAGUUUGAGAACGAAACAAACAUCCUCGGUAAGUCACCUGAGGAAUUGUGUUGCUAAGGGAAAGGUGGGGAGUGGGGGGGGUACUGCCAUAUAUGGGCUAGAUACAUUUACGUAUGUCCCGCUCCAUGGGGUGUGUCUUUUUUGAGGGUUUUGAUCUUUUGCGGCAUCAUUUUUGCCCUUGUUCGCGUUGUUUUUGCCAGUGUUAUCUUUCGAUUCUUUGUGUUGUAAUAAUAUUUUUUCCUAAGCAUUUUAAACUAAAAACAAACAUCUGUUCACCUGUGGAUUUUUACAAUCAUGCUAGUUAGGCACAAUUGUAACAUAAAUGUUUUCGGCACGUUUGGCCCUGGUUGAAGUGGUUGACAUCGGACCGAGCCACGCAGGUUUUUCCUUAAUGUGUAAUGUGCUUUAUUAUUUCCUUAAACCAAGAUCUUAGUUGAAUUCAUCUUAAUGGUGAUCUACAAUUGUGACAAACAGUAGCCAACCCGAUUCCUCGAACCCUGGAAGAGAAAGAGAAUUGUUUAGAUAAUGAGGAAAAACCGAGGGUAAAAAUCAUAAGGAAAAAGAAAGUCAAUAUUGGUGGGAAUCGUCGAGAAACCGACAGUUCGUGAAAACAAUAUUCUAAAAUGUUUUGUUCUCUACCGUAGAAAAUUUUCCUCCAGUGAUAGUAAAUUCCUCGGAUGUAAUAAAUGCAACGCUUGAUGGAAUUGUUCAGUUUAAUAUUACUGCGGAGGACAAAGACACUGUAAAGUUUGAAGUGAUUAACAAACCUAAAAGUGCCACGGUAACACAAAGUGGAAACGUGCUCUACUUUUAUUGGCCUGUAUUGUCGUCACAAAAGGUACAUAACUUUAAACAAUCAGUGCGACCCAGCAUAAUCUGCUUCACAACCGUUCUAUGGGUUGUCACGCAACGCUCCAGUGGGGUGGACCGUUCCGUGACUACCCAAAGAACGGCUGUGCAGCAGAGACUAGGGUCACUGUUACGAAAACUAAAGCGCGUGUAAAAGUUUGUGAGGUGCUUUGGGUUAUAGUAUCGCGAAGUAUUGUUAUUGGUUGUUUGUAUUUUGGCGAGCCCGUAGCGCGACUCAAACAAACAAGUUGUAAAAUACAAUAAACCAAAACAACGAAUAGCGUAGAUACCGUAAAAUUCCGAAAAUAAGCCCCUCCAAAUAUAAACCCCCAAUCUGGUAACGCAAAAUCGCUACGUUAAAUCGUCCCUCCAGUUAUAAGCUCCCCGGGGCUUGUACUUGGAAAAUUGCCCUCAAAUACAAAGUAAAACAAAGCAAAAAAACGGUAAAUUUACUUCCAACUAUAUGGCUAGCCCGGUCGAUUUUGAAACGCAAAUUUCCCUCCGUAGAUAAGCCCCUCCGACUAUAAGCCCUUCCAAAAAUAAGCCCCUCAAAAAGGGCCUUUGAAAAAUAUAAGCCCCGCGGCUUAUUUUCGGAAUUUUACGGUAUAUGAAACAAGGAAGAGCGUCAACUUUAGCCGCUUUUCGUAGAAUGGUUAGGCAUGAAGAGAACUAAUGAGAAUAAAAUGAAUCCAAGUUAUUUGUGAUUAAAAGAAGCGGUGGGAGGAGGGUAUAUCAGCACUACCUUAACGAUCACAGACCUCAGUAUGAACUCCGUCAACCAUAGACGCAACUUAUUUCCCAGGGCCAAGUUGUUCGAAGGCCGAUUACCGCUUAACCCGGGGUUAAAUUUAACCCGGAUUUCUCUUUCUUAUGUUCAAAAGCAUUUUCUCGGAUAAUUUUCUCUGUUAUAUUUAGAGCUUUCAAUCAUCGACUUGUACACAAGGUUUCAAAUCUGAAUUCAAAUCUCGCACUAACCCUGGGUUAUCUUAAACCAGCUUUGAACAUCUCGGCCCAGGUUCACUCUCUAACCCUUUGGGACGGGUACGUGAGGACCAUGGGAACGAGGUUGCCAUAGACGAAGGCAGGAGCAAUAGAGAAAGGCCCUAGGAGAAGGGAUGACUAGAAGCGAUUGCAUUUGGGUAAACAUAAAAACAGAGGCCAGAUUUCGUUUAGUCAAGUUUAUCAGAGUUUGUAUGAAGGUGUUUGCUUUAAUAAUGCCGAAUAAUUUGCAUAUGUGACAAUGAUAUUACCAAUAAUAGAUGUUUCUUUCAGUAAUUUAUACUUUAAAGCUCGAAGUUAACGAAAAUGAUCAAAUUCAUUCAAACUGCUGUCACCUAACCAAAAAAGUAAAUUCAGAUUUUUAAUUUUUGUUUUUGUUGUUACUUUUUUUUUUGUCGCUUUUCUCUGGUCAGUUCAAUCUAUCAAUCGUUGCUACUGAUGACAAAGGUGCAAGCGCACUUUGGAAUCCAACAAUUAGGAUGUGCGCCUGCAACAACGAUGGACAGUGCAUAGAGCCAGAAGAGGGUGAUUCCAUCAACACCGACAUCAAGUUUAUUUACAUGGGAUGUGCAUGCCAAGGAGGUUAUACGGGAAGGUUCUGCGAAAGUGAAAUUGAUGCCUGCGAAUUGAAUGGUCAGCCGUGUUACAUAGGAGUUACAUGCAUUGAUCUUGACCCACCAGCAAAUGUCAGUGGAUAUAUUUGUGGGCCCUGUCCGACAGGAUUUACCGGAGAUGGCGCUCAGUGUUUAGGUGGGUAUGGCUAUUGUGAUUCAAAUUUGUCCUCCGUUUAAAUUUUGUGUUCCCUUGAUUUUGAGUAUUUUCAUGAAUGAUAAUGAGUUUAGUGAGGAAGAGAGACAAAAAAAGAAAUUUUUUAAACAAGAACAUAGCGUUGUUAAUUAUUAUUUUAUUACGCGUGCCAGUAUGACUCCAAGAGACCUCUUUAGCACGAAAUAAAGGCUAGUAAAUGCCCAUCUAAAGAGAAAAAACAGGGCCAGGAAAGCGAAAGAGGAUAGGAGGAGAGAAAGCGAAAAUUUGAAAAUUUGCAUUGUUCGUAAUGAAAGCUUAAAUUUAGCAUCAGGGGCUGAAGGCAGCGCAGUCCUCGACAUCGAAAAGGAAUUUGGGGCGGUAUUGAUUCUUUAUAGUCAGACAGUUAGACCAGAAAACGGCUCGAACAACUGCAAAAGGCGUUACUUAAUUCUGGCAAAAUUCCGAGUAGCUUAUGAAUGGAAUGAAUUGAAACAUUAUUUGAGCCCUUUCAGAAGGAUUAAACACCUACCAUGUUGGGAAAUGCUGUAACAACAUAAAGGGUAUGCAUUAAAAGACCUUAAUAGCCCAUUUAAGGAAACUUCUCUAAUAUGCAACCUGUUAGCGUUUACAUUAUCGAACUUUUUCCUUAGACAUCGACGACUGUCAGACUAGUAACACAAACAACUGCGAGCAGAUCUGUGUCAAUACAGCGGGAUCCUACUAUUGUACUUGUCGCGAUGGAUUCACCAGUAAAGCGGAUAAACAAAGCUGCGAAGGUGAGAAGCUUUUACUCAACAGAAACUAAUACCAGGGGCGGAUCUGGGGGAGGGUGCAGGGGUGCGCCCCCCCCCCGAGAUGACCUGCGGUUUUUUAAUACAACUGGUAUUCUGCAAAAAAAACUAUGUGGUUUAUUGGUGUUGAAGUAGAACAAGAGACGAGUGCACCCCCUCCUAAAAAAAAUCCUGGAUCCGCCCCUGAAUACUCUAAAUGGGACUUCUGCUAAGAUAACGUUGUUAGCACAUUCUUUUCACAAAAUGACAAAACAUUAUCUAUCUAAAAUUGGAUUAGUCUCGCCAAAAGGUUUUCAAAGGCAUAUUGUACCAGCCGUUUUUGUCUGCGUUGCGUGACGAGACGAAAACGGCGGUAGCGUUGCACAUCCAAAAAAGGCAAGGAUGGCCGUACAAAGUUGAAAAAGAUUACAAUGGAUUGCAUUGAUUGUAGUUUUUGAAAAGCUGUCUGCCUAACAGGCUUUUCAAAUUUCAAUUUGUUGUUUUUAGCUUUGCCGAUAUAAUAUUUGGGAAAUAUCUGGGACUUUCUUGGGAUAUUUGUUUGACAUGAAGCUGUGUUUGUAUCAUUUACAAGUAAUUUCUUCGCUAACGUUAGGUUUCAUAGCGAAUAAGGACGCGUAAUUUUGGCGUAGCCCCUUCGUUUAUUUGUUGAUGGAAGCCUUAAAUGCUAAUUUAUCUCUUUGUUUACAAACUGUAACGGAGUCAUGUGGACACACCCUUAAAAUAAUGACCAUGCAAUCAAUUAUAUUACUAGAAUGUCUUUAUUUGCUGUAUAGAUGUCAAUGAAUGCGAGCCAUCAAAUGACUGCAUGCACCAGUGUGAUAACACGCCGGGAAGCUUUAACUGUUCUUGUAAUGAGUUUUUCGUGGUAGAUCCAGCAGAUUGGAGAAAGUGCGUGGGUAUGCAUUGUAUUUCUUUUUUCUUGUCUUUUUGUCUGUAGUAACACCCAUUUAUUUAUUUGCCAUGGGAGGUUUUCUGCCAAUAGUAAUAUUGAAAGUGUAAAUACGUAACCGUUGGAAUUUGACUGAUUAUAUAAUCGAUCAACGGGAUGAUUUCUGAUCAAUAGUUUUGUUUUUCUUACUUUUUAGCAACGAACCCCUGUUCUCCAGAUCCUGGCUGUGACCAUGUGUGUUUCAGCGAUGCCAAUAAUCAGCCAAACUGUGACUGUUUUGCAAACUUCAAACUUCAGAGUGAUGGAAGGACAUGUACAGGUACUUGAUAUUAUAAGGAUUCUGCCUUUGUUGAUAAUGAAGGCGCGAAACAAAGCCGACCUGGCAGAGGUGUCAAUCAUAUUUCCUAACAAAGCAGCCCAUAUAUAUUAUAUAUAACAAAGAAUAAAAAUUAUUCAGCAGAAAAAAGGCAAAACAGUAAUUUAAGUAGUAAGGAGGGAUAAAUACAAGAUACGUGUAAGUAUUGUCAUCAUUACCGACAAGAAAGGAUAGAGCUUUAUCCUCUCUUGUUACCGAACCACCGUAACAACAUGCUCCUUGCGAUGGAAUAACUGUAACAAAUUCUUCCAACCCCUCUCGUGUUUGUAUCAGGCUAUGCAAACACGAAAAACGUUUUCUAUUCCUUAAAUAUAUAAAUGGAUCCCGCGCUUUGACUAAGGGCUGUUGCAAGCAAUCCCCCCUCCCUCCUGUCACCCCCAUAACGUAUGCUAAACAGGCUUACGAAUAUCUUUCUCGUAUACACUAGAUUAUUCCUUACCCAAAAUCCAACUUUACGUAGAGACCAGACGGUAUAUCAGUCAAAGGACGACAACCCGUUUCAGUACGUGGGUCUCAGGAAACUCAUAUUUUCACCACAAAAAAUGCACAGAAUCCAGAAUCGGUUUGCUGCAGCUUGUAAAUGUCGCUCAUUUUCACACACCCGCGAGUCGCCGAGGUUUAAGCACUACGCGAUGUCUUCUGUGCAUGUUAGCUCUUUAGCUGGGAUAUACUUAAAUUAAGCAUUUUUUCUCAGACAUCAACGAGUGUGAUCCGGCUACGCCUCUCCAUCGAUGUAGCCAUAUCUGUCAGAACAUCCCUGGAGGAUAUAAUUGCUCUUGUCCAGGAGGAUAUCGAUUAUCCGACGAUGGGUACACUUGCGAUGGUAAUGUUUUGGUCUUUUUUUCCAAUAACUAAGUACAUUUGUACGUUAAGAUAACACCAGCAGUGUGAGUUCUCCCUUAUUUUUGGAGAAAAUUUCAUUUUGUUCUAGUUCUCCUAGCGAGACUGAUAUUGCCAGUCAAUCAUAUGCCCCGAACACACCUUUGACUUAGGCCUUAACGCCCUUGAGUACUGAUAAAACCUACUACGGUCAACUGUCCUCGGGACAGAAACCGUAUGGGCCACUUGCCUGUCUUAUGGGGAGUCGAAGGAAAUUUAGCCUAAGGGUCCGAUAUGGGGCUACAAGGACGAACUCUUUGUCUCUGUUAAGGAGGCUAUAUUUCCAUCUUAUAGGGGUGUCUGACACUGUAUUAAAUGGUUGUCAGCCUAACAGAGCCGAAGAAAAUUCAGUUCUAAGGAAGCGUUAAGGAUCACCGUUUUAGGGAACGUAUCCACCGUUUUGUCUAUUUAAUAAUUAAACCACGAGUGCGCGUUGGAUAUUUGGUGGUAGUAGCCAAGGAGGCGCGUAGGGCCUCGUUGGCCGAUAUCAUCUCAUAUCCAACAAGCGCGAGUGGAAUAAUUGUUUUAUUAAAAACGCCCAUAAAAUAUCGAGAAUCAGGCUUCCCGACUUUAUUUGUUCAAACAACCGAUUUUCGAUUUGCCUUUCGUUUUCGAGCAGACGCGUACCGUUACCCUAUUUUGAAAGCACGAUAUAAUGGCUCAUAUACCAUGAUGGCUAAGCCAAUCAGAGCUCUAGAAUCGCAUCAUCCAAUGAUUCAGUUUUUCAUAAUUCCAAAUGUCCCAUAAUACGCUUUGUUUAUUCUCCCUGCCCCCAAAUUAUGCAUAACCUGUUGUUUUCAAAUGCUCCUGAGAAAAUUGCAUAUUCCGUAGAGUAUUGAAAACAAAACUUUAUGCAGCAUUUAGGGGCGGGCGGGUAAACAGAGUGCAAUAUGGGGGAUUCCAAAAUAGCCAAUAAAGAUGUCCUUUAAGUUAGUGUUCAAAUUGGCAAAAAACUGAAGUAUUCCACAUUUUUUUUACUUUCCAGAUAUUAAUGAGUGUGUAGAUGACAGGUUGUUUAACUGCACGGACGUUCAAAGGUGCAUCAAUGACAUCGGUACUUACAGAUGUGACUGUGGAGAGAACCUUUUCUUUAUUGAUGGACAAUGCAGAGGUAAUGAUGUAAUGGGGACACAUAUGGUCAAUUAUUUGACGAACAGUAUCUUUAUUAGACUUAAGAUAAACUUUCGAUUAAAAUAUUCCAAGAAGCCUUCAGCUUGAGAUUGGAAAAAAUACUUUAUUCUACGAAGAAUUACUACAGUCACCUUCAGUAAGGUGUUUAUCACCAGAGACGGGUGUAGAAAAUCCUCCAACGAAAUCGAAGCGAUGAUCUUCAGAACUCUAGUAAUCGUUAGCAUGAGCUAGAUCUGACUGGGAAAAAUCGAAAAAGCUUUCAAAUAAUGAGUGUCCUUGAAUUGCCGGAAGAAGUAUAGAGAUUUUUGCUAUUUAAGAUUUCAUGGCCACGGCCCGAAACCUUUUGAACAGUCGAAUGGGGCUUCACUGAAGGAAGAAGAUAAGAAAGUUAAAACCCGCGACGUGAUAUUCAGUUAAGACAUCUAUGUCUCCAAAUAGGAUUCUGAAUGUUGACUUAUCUUAUUUCCUCAAGUGUACAAAACUUUUUCAUAGAUUUUAGAAAAUAAGAACCUGUUUCAAAUUUAAAGCUAAACAGGUUCUUGUAUAUAAGGGUCCUAACUGGCAAAUUGUAGCCUAACAGGUUCCUAAAAACCAGGUUCUUAGCCGUGCGUGUUUUUAACUGCGAUAAUUGUUAUUACGUCAUAGCUCUGGAGAUAAACGAGACAAUCCCUACCCCCCCGCUUGCUGAGCCGCGAACGCCAUCAGCAGAAGAACAACUGGAGGCGGUGCAGAUAACCAUUCUUUAUAAUAGCACUGUAAGCAUUUUUUCUUGUAUUAAUUGUUAGUAAUUGUGUGUCUUUCUUCAAACGAUUUAAUGCGAGGAAAAAUAUACAUAUGCCCCCGCCCCCCUCCCCCCGCCCCCCUCCCCAUCAUCUAUGCAAAAAAGUGUUCGUCAAUGAUAUCAAUUAUAAACUUCUUGAAGUUGGUGAAACUCACUCUUUAAAAAAAUCACAGCAUAUAUUUGGUUUGUGAGGAAAGGUUUAUAUUAUAAUGGUAAGUCAGUUGUACGUAAUCUUAAUAUUGUACAACGUGACAUUAAUAAUGGUAAUUGAUGUAUUUAGUCUGAAAUCAUACACGUGAUUUCCAUUUGAAAUCGCGCUAUGAUUCAGAACAAACUUAAACUACACUCAGUUCAAUCACCACUUUAUUACAACCAUUUUGAAAUCACAGAAUUCAAACAGUCAGUACCAAUAUUUAUUUGAUCUAGUAGCCAGUUUGUUGAAAAGCGGAAACAAAGGGCUUUUUCAUCUUACUUUGUACCCGAAACAGAAAUGAUGUAAUAGAGGACGAAAAUGGUGCGCGAUUUAAAACAGGAAUAAUGCAAUUUAGAACAUGAAUGACGCGAUUUAGAACAAAUGUUAUUUAGAGCAAAAAAUCGUGUGACUCGUGAAUAAAUCACACUGCUGAGAGCCAGUCAGAUUGCAGGGAUCACCAGUGAUUUCAAAAUGGAUAAAAUACAUCGCUGAUAUAAUAUAAUUAUUGCAGCACGAAAGCAAUAUUGCGGUGUCCAAGUUGUGUACCUUUCAGACCUACUUAUCGGGACACUAACUAUCUUUUUACUCUCUGUUUACUUGUUGUUUGAUAGUUCAAAUGGGAUUAUACAACAGACCAGGCUUUUAAAGAAAUAAUGGCGUCCGUUGCGUCCGAAUAUUGUAAUGUGAACAGAACAGAAUGUGCAUUAACCGUUACACGGCAAGAAAGGUAACUUAGUUAUUAAUGGAUCACGAAAAAGCUGUUGUCGUUUACAUUCAAGAUCUAGGCUAGAAAGCUGUUUCGUUUACAUUCAAGAUCUAGGUUGCAAUAGUUUUCUUGAUAAUUUGAUAAAACUAUCAGUCAAAAACAAAAUGGACUAGUUUGUUAUUCCGCACAUUUUUUCUUAAGAUUAAUAUUUGUGUGUUUGAUUACGGGCUCGAAAAGUUGCGGGGACUUAUUGGGACACCGGCCCCUGUGUGUCUUCAACUAGUUUACCUAUACGAGAGGCUUUUGCUUUUAACAAACGAGGGUGUUUCUAAACACAAAUAAUUGGGUGGAGUAACAUCGACGUUGUCUAAGUCGACUUUUUAAAGUUAAUUGUUACUUAAGAAAUUAACUGAGAUAAUUUAUUAGUCCCUACGCAGCAGUCUUAGUGUUUUCAUCGUACAACACUUGGGGAGGAACAUUACGCGACGACAAAAAACGGUUACGAGUGAUACUAUAUAAUAAUUCAUUUAUUUAUUGUUUACUUAUUUAAUGGAUUAUAAUAUUGAUUGAUUGAUUGAUUGAUUAAGUCAUUAAUACGCUUUUUUUUGUCUGUUUGUUUUUUUUUUUUUUCUCAUCAGAAUCGACCUCUAUUUAUCUUUGCGAGUUCAUCUUCUCCCUGGUUAUCCUAGAAACGUCUCGGGUACUUUGCUCGUCGCUUUUUACGUUCAGCAGCCAGUGGGACUUUUUAUUGGAAACCAAUCAGUACUCCCUAGCAGCGCACUAGUUGAAAUUAUUCAGCUUUAUGAACGACAGAUUGAAGCCGCAAUUGGCGCCAAUAUAACUGGUGUGGAAGCUCUUUUCAAGCCUACAUCCACACCUACAGAAUUACCUGUCGCACCAACCAGCAGUAGUGAUGACACCGUGUGGAUUAUAAUUGGUGGUCUUGGUGGAUUGGUCCUUCUACUUUUGAUUAUUUUAAUUGUCGCGUUUGUGUAUAGAAGGUAAGAUAUGUUGACAUAUAGGAAUUAAGAAAUAUUGUUAAUCAGUUUUUCAUAUCGUGCAGUUUAAAAUGACAGUUGAACCUCCAUUAAGCGGCCAGUAAUCAAAGUCCUGAAAUAACUGUAGAAAAGAAUGAGAAAUUAAACCUCUAUUAAGCGGCUACCGUGUUCGAGUCCCGCGACUUGCUGGAUUUGUUCUCGGUCGUCCCGAGCUCAAAUCCUCGGCCACGCUUGUAAAUAGCCAACUGGUUGCCUUCUGCCUGUUGGGGUUUAAAUCCUGUUAUGUUGUAUUUGAAUUAUUUGUUUUCUAAGUAUUUAUUCACUUUGGAUCACUAAGAGAAAGCGCUAUUUGGAUCAUUAUUAUUAGAAAUUAUUAUUAUUAUUAUUAUUAUUAUUAUUAUUAUUAUUAUUAUUAUUAUUAUUAUUAUUAUUAUCUCUCGACAGCGGCCACUUUCUUCUGGCCCCAAGGUGGCCGUUGUGGGAGAGGUUCAACUGUAAUUUACGACGAACCACCUCUGUUGAGAGUCCACCUCCAAUAAGCGGCUACUUGCCGGUACCCCGAGGGUGGCCGCUUAAUAGAGGUUCAACUCACUGUUUGAGGUUUCCUGGAAUCAUUCGUGCUUGCUCAAAGCUGUUUUACAAAGAAAACUCACUGAACAAAAAAAAAAAGGACUUCCUAUACAGCGUACUUAAGGUUAUUCGUCUGAAAUAGAAACUACAGGGAAAUUUUUGUCAAACUUUACCGCUUAAUUUCUUUGAACUCCAAAACUAAAUAUGAUUAUAAUUAUGUGCGAAUAGACGUUUUGAACACGUUUCUGACGAUUUGUUUUUUUCUGCUCUGAGAAUUAGUCUACAUUUUAGAGAGGAAAGCCACUGUUCAUUUUCAAAGAAGGGAAAAAAUGAUCGGACACCAAACUCAUUUAAAAGAAAAUGAAGAUUUACCUCUCUUGGAUUCCCCCCUUAUUGAGGCCCGAAGGGCAAAAAAAAAAUUUUAGGAGACCGCUCCCCUCCUUAUCUCAGGGUCUGGAUGACCGCCCCCACCCCCCCAUCUGAAGGUCUGGAUCCGCAACUGACAAGCCGCUAUGUUUUUGUUGUUGUUGUUGUUGUUGUUGUUUUGCUUGUUUGUUUGUUUGUUUGUUGUUUUUUUUACGCACUUAUCAUGCUUGAAAUAGAGAGCAUCGAUCUCAACGAGAAGUGGCAAAUUCAAACUUCUCCUCAUGUAAGUGAAUCCGGAUUCUGGAAUGCUUGCUUGUGGAUAGAUAGGCCUGCCCCGAUUGUGAUCUGCAACUUUUGGACAACUUCGGGCUUUUGGAGCAAUUUUUUGAGCUUGUAGCAACCGCGAGCAAUUUUUGAGCAAAAUAUAAGUUUAGAGCACAUAUCAAGCACGAAAGAGUCAACGAUUUCAUAGAAAAAUUCAGUUUAUGCGAAUUUCUUCAGAUAGUUAAGAAAGGAUUGUAUUAAAUGAAUAUCAACCUAUGACCACAUAACACUUCGCAUGCCUAAAAAGGCAAUUGUUGCCGUAUGAAUUUAAUUAAUAAUAGCACCCUUAAAAUUUCUGCCAUAAUUGCGAGGAUCUCUUUAAAGCUAACUCCAAGCUAUUUUUCUGGACCGAUGUUAGUAAUUGUUGUGAAGAACAAAAAACUAAAGCAAAAAAAUUGUAAAAAAUAAAAUAAAAUAUGCAGGAAUUUCGGCAGCAACUUUUUGGCAUUCCAGUAAGAAAGUUUCCAGCAUCUUACAAGCACAAUCGGGACAGGCCUACAUGUGGAAUCCGGAAUCCUUCCAGGUUUUGCUGUGCAAUCUGGAAUCCUGGCCUUUGGAAUCCAGAAUACAGCUCAAGGAAUUCGGAAUCAAAGUAAGGAUUGGUAUCCAGAAUCCAAGUUCCACUGACGAAGAAUCAGGAUUCCAGUACCUGGAAUCCUGAAUCCAUGGCAUGGAAUCCAGAGUCUAAGACCGUCUUGGCUUUCUUUACAUGGGGCGACCAGCUAUAAAAAUACUUGUUUAUUAUCAUACUCAUAAUUUUAUACAACAGUGCACCAUUUAGUUCAUUUUCUGAAGAUUACCUAAACAUCAUUAGUAAAAACAGCAUUUAAACGUUUUCAUUGGUUCUGUUUUUAUCAGGAGAAACAAAGGGAAAUUAGAAAUAGACUGGCGAAGAUCAAACUGGAGUCGCGAUCUUGGAGGAGAAGGGCUUGAAGAAAUUUUUGAAAUCUUUUAUAACAACGGAUUCUAUGGACGAGAUAACAACCUAGAAGACUUAGGAGUACUCUGAAUAAUUCUGUUCAGGCUAUUUAUAAAUUUUGCUGUUUCAAAGAAACAAUUUUCAUAAGUCCCGUUUUCGAAGGACUAUUAGUGUAAAAGUUGCUUAUAAGAAAACAGUUAUUUACGUGCGCGCUUGUUGAUAACAAUUGUUCUGCUAAGAAGUUAAUGCACCUUUUUAGACUAUUGAAUGUAACUUAAAUUAGGGUGCGUCUGUCUCUUCCUUAUGUUUAGCCUAACUUUGUUAACGAAAGAGACGAUCCCCAAUUAACAGUAUUUAAACGAGUCAAGAAAUUCUGUCUUGAAUGA
Messenger RNA from Porites lobata, 13862 nucleotides. Lineage: Eukaryota; Metazoa; Cnidaria; Anthozoa; Scleractinia; Poritidae. The record is from the annotation of a GenBank genome assembly.